AUGUAUCUAAUGGACGAGGACUAUAUACCGUUCGAUCCCUUCAAUAUCGGUCCAAUCGACACCAAAGCGGCGUAUAACUACACGGCACCCGACACCCCAACCUAUCCGCCACCUGUCCACGCCACCUGGCCGAAGCCGAAGGAGCACACCAACAGAUCCGUAUCACAGGCCACCCUGACCAAGUCGAGCGCCGACGCUCUCCGCAGAACCGAAUCGAAACUGGGCAAAGUCGCGGUUUCGCAGGCGAUCAACAAGGAGAUGAGCGCUUCCAAACGGCAAAUACCUGAGGGAUCACACUAUCACAUAGGAGGCAGGCCGAAGAGUUCACGUGCAUCCGUUCGAUCGAAAACCACAUCGGCCGACCAGCACAGAAGUGAACCCAAGCAUUCGUCCUCACGCACCAGCAGGCGUGAGCAUGCCGGAGGCCAUGCGAGCUAUGUGAGUGCUUCGCAGAGGUCUCAGGAGAGCCGAUCGAGUUUCCAGCCUGAACUGACAUCCAAUGCCCGAUCUCGAUCCACGCUAAAGGUUAAAGAGUCCCGCGAGUCGAGGACAUCGCACACACUCAACCGGGAAAACAAUGAGGAUAACAAAUCGCGUGCUUCGGUGAAGUCCAAGUCUAAAGAGGACGGUGCGGAUAAUGUGUCCCGUGGCGGCGAUAAUAUAUCCGUAAAGUCCAAAGGGAAAGAUGAGACCGAAAAUCCAAUACACUUUGACGGAAGCAGAGCCUCGAUAAGACAGGUGGCCGACUACGUGAAGAAAGAGCUGCAAAUGUCGAUGACAACUUCAAAGGAGCUGGGCGAGAAGGCGGCGCUGCUCAGCGAUCGCCUCAGAGCCGGCAAUGAGUUCAAGCACAAUCGCUUUCACUCCCUGGUGCGCAUGUACACUCUGAAUGAGCCACUCAAGCGUUUCCGUGAUGAUCGCAUGUCCCUCUGGUUCAAGGAUGCAGUUCUUUCCUAA
This is a messenger RNA of Drosophila navojoa, 957 nucleotides long. RefSeq lists its product as uncharacterized. The record is from RefSeq and is a predicted model, not a curated record. NCBI's taxonomy places the organism in Eukaryota, Metazoa, Arthropoda, Insecta, Diptera, Drosophilidae.